AUGGAGCUCCGGGGGGAGGGGGGAGGGGUGAGGGAUGCCGAACUAUUAUCGGAAUCCGCGCGCUAUCUCCGCACCGGCGUCGCCCCCCCGCUGAGGGCUGACAAUUGGACACGGUUCAAAUCGUUUAUUGACCGAAUCAACCGCCGCCAGUGGGAGACGCUCAGCGAUGCCGUCCAGAGCCGUGUGAACUACAAUCAGCGCGAGCUGUCGCUGUACGAGUUCACCCAGCUGUUGAAGCAAGAGUUUGCGCCCAAAACCAACACCACCAUGGCCAUCGUAACCACAGUUGGGGGGGAUGCCACGGUAGACGGGCCUGUCAUCACUCGAUUGUGUGUCAAGACGUCGCUCGUCGAGGGGCCCCGACUCCCAUCUGCGCCGAGACAACACUUUGAACAUUCCCGGCACAUGGUUGCCUACUUUACCGACAACAAAAUCAGCCAAGUCUAUGACAUAUCAGACGCGGCGGAGAAGCAAACCUUGUGCCAGGCCAUUGUGCCCCCCCCUGCUCUCCGUCCUCCACCCCCACCUGCCUCGAUUGACCUGCGCCAGUUCUACGCAGACUACAUCGCCUGCAUCAACAGUGGGUCCAUCACCGACGACUUGCAUCGAUUCUGCAAACCAUCGGGAGUGACUUGGAACGGCACCCCGAUGUCCGUUCAGAAGUACGGCGAAAUGAUUCAGAGCAGUCUCGAUGCCAUAUCCGGCCUGUACUUUGACAUUCACACACUGGCCGUGGAUGAAGGCCGGCAGCAGCUAGCUGCGCGGUUGGAGUUUACCGGCACUCCUGUCAAAUCGUUCGCUGGGGGAGCACCGAACGGACGAUCCGUGGAGUUUUCCGAACAUGUAUUCUAUUGGUUAGAGCAGGGACUGAUAUCAGAUGUGCUGUCCAUCGUCGACUGGGAAGAAUACAGGUCGCAGCUAGCCCGCUAA
Messenger RNA from Dichotomopilus funicola, 930 nucleotides. RefSeq lists its product as uncharacterized. Lineage: Eukaryota; Fungi; Ascomycota; Sordariomycetes; Sordariales; Chaetomiaceae. The coding region runs from base 1 to 930 and encodes 309 amino acids. Gene Ontology annotation, biological process: polyketide metabolic process. The transcript is spliced from 2 exons. The record is from RefSeq and is a predicted model, not a curated record.